Messenger RNA from Trematomus bernacchii (emerald rockcod), 2481 nucleotides. RefSeq lists its product as uncharacterized. Lineage: Eukaryota; Metazoa; Chordata; Actinopteri; Perciformes; Nototheniidae. The record is from RefSeq and is a predicted model, not a curated record. The coding region runs from base 203 to 1510 and encodes 435 amino acids. The transcript has 10 exons.
CGCACACACACUCUCUUUCUCACACACACAGGAGAGGACAGCGAAGAAGAAGAAAAAGACACUGAGAGAAGGAGGAGAAGAAGAAGAAGAGGAGGAGAGGGGAAAGCGCAGAGAGACAAAAGAGGAAGAAAUCCGGGGAGAAAUGCCCGCUGGACGGAUGGAUUUUAUUUUCCCCGAGCUGUACCAGCCUCUGUAAGACAACAUGGGCUGCAUAGGAUCCCGGACCAUCACAGUGGAUGCGGUGCCGGUACAGAAAGAUGGGGAUCAGUUGUCCAUGGAGGACACUACUUCCAUUCUUCCUCGCCCCAAGAGGAAGCCCCCUCAGGCCUAUGGGAUCGGCGCUCUGGCUAAGUCCUCUCUGACAGGUGUGUCAGGUGUGCCUCGCUCCAUGAAGGACAAAGUGACCAAGCCCACUGCCAUGGCCCACGGUCGCGUUGCCCACAUGAUCGAGUGGCAGAGCUGGGGCAAACCAACCGCGGGGCCGCUGGGGAGCGCGGUGCAGAACAGCCUGCAGAAGGAGGAGAGGAGGAUCGAGAACGAUGCUUACAGCGACCUGAGUGACGGAGAGAAGGAGGCUCGCUUCGCUGCAGGCAUAAUGCAGCAGUUUGCCAUCUCUGAGAUGACUCUGUUUGGCUGGAACUCGAUGGACGGGGAGAGUAUGGGAGCCGGCUCCAACCAGGGCAGCGUCGCUCACCUCAGCGAGGUCAACCAGGAGAGCAUCACCAGCAGAGACCAGGUGCUCCACCACUCCUCGGCGGACGUCUGGCCUCACACCUACGUGUCACAGGGCCUGUACUGCCUGUCGUCCUCUGACGCCUGGGACCCCAUCACCAGCCAGCCCUCGGGCAUGGCCUCGCCCGCUGCAGGCUCAUACAUCAUGUCUGCAGGUGGCGGCAGUGGAGCGGCGGGGACUCCUGGUGAGGGGUUUGAGGGGACGGUGGGCAAUUACCUUCAGCAGCAUCAUUACACCCUGCAGCAGCAGAACCAACUCCAACAGCUCCAACACAUUCACCAGUUCCAGCAGCAACAGUUCCUGCAGUACCAACAACAACAGUCUAUGGAGCAAAGGCUACAUAGUGCCUCCCAUUCCCUCCAAGCCACACCCAACAGCACCAUCCACAGCCUGGGCCCUCCCACCCACCCCCGGCUCGCUGACCUGUGGGGAGCUGCGCUGGUCGAGGCACACCACGGGGAGAUCAUCGGCCAGCUGAAUGGACAGAUGGUUGACAUGAUCGGAGGAGUGGAGACGGUUGGAGAGGAGCCAGAGCCCGAGUCUGAAGACACCCCUGAGCAGCACGAAGAGGAGGAAGAGGAGGAGCUGACAAAGGUAGAAGAGGUAACAUUAAUCCUGGAGCCGGAGCCGUGCUCUUUGACCCCAUCACCCCUGAAGGAGGACCUCCCCUCCACCAGAGGCUCCAGCCCAGGAUUGCCAGCACAGAUCGCCCAAUCUGUCCCGGAGAGGAAACCGUUUGAGGUCACACCCUGCAUCGUCCAAUCAGUAGAGGAGUAAGAGGCAAAGGAGGGCUCCAUUGUUAUUGUUGGACCAACUGAAUCAGAGGGCCGCAAAGAAACGGACAAAAUAGGAAAUAACUACUUCAAUAAUCAAUCAAGCUAUUCUAUCCCAACCCCUCCCUAGUAUUUUACCCACUUUGAGUCGGAGGACAAGACUUUUGGAGACGAAAUCGUGGGAUGUAAUGUACACAAACUAAAUGCCAAGAAGCCCCCCUGAGUUACUGCAGGACAUGUGGAAUCCUCCGAAGAAAAAGAGGAGAAAGGUAGGACUGAAGUGGAAAGAAAUGCCCAAUUAAAAAUCAGUAUCAGUGCAAUACAACAAACAUGGACAUCACAUUACAACGUUAAACAGUAUUUGCAAAUAAUUCUGAGUGGUUGGUUCAGGUGAAGCGUGUAACAUUAGAGAAAUUCAGCAGGAGCAGAAACUUUACCUGGUCUUAGUUCACUGUUUGAUUUGCUAAGUAAAGAUGUUUCUGAUGAGGUCCAAUCUGAUACUUAGAAGCUACAUUCACACUGUAAGCCCCAAUGCUCAAUUUGGGAUUUAUUACUCAGAUCCGAUUUUUUCUUUGGCUGUUAAAAUGUUUAAAUUGUGGCCAAUAAUCAGAUUCCAGUGGGAACUUGUGGUGGUAACAGCAUGCGCAGAAGAGCAAGAAUAAAGAUGUCACAAGCAGCAUUUUCUCCUACACAAGUAAACAUGCAGGCCACUAAAGUCAGUGUCGUGGUAGCUUUAAUAAGUACAUGUAAUGAUAAUAAGGAUGAGGAGAAGGAGAGCCAUUUGGUAAGCAGGGAGUUUGUCGAGCAAAUGUCGCUACUUCAGUACGAAGAUGUGUUGGGAUACUGAGUCUGAGUGGUGAUUUGUUUGAGAUUGGGGGUCUGCUGCUAGAGAAGAAUUGUGUUUUAGUCAACCUAGAGUGACUUCAAAAUUACUUAAACUCCAAAUUGGUAUUGACAACAAAGUCUGACUGAUGG